Messenger RNA from Colletotrichum karsti, 1650 nucleotides. RefSeq names its product sexual development activator. The transcript is spliced from 2 exons. The record is from RefSeq and is a predicted model, not a curated record. NCBI's taxonomy places the organism in Eukaryota, Fungi, Ascomycota, Sordariomycetes, Glomerellales, Glomerellaceae. Bases 1 to 1650 code for a protein of 549 amino acids.
AUGGCCGCCCUACCGCCACCGCCGCCGUCUUCGAUCGAAGACAUCAUCGAGACGCAAUCUUUUGUCGACCGCCAAACGAGAGGAGGACCGCGCUUCUUCUACGAGCUGAAUGUUUUGCAACAACCUGAGCGCGCUCGUGCCUGCGGUUCGGGUCAGAAGUCCGCCGCAGACCGCCGCCCAGUUGACCCCCCUCCCGUUGUUCAGUUGAAGGUCCGCAAGGGAAUGACAAAGGAGGAUGCCAAGGAUGUCACCAUGGCUUACAACGGAAACUUCUUCCUCUUCGCCGAGCUGGCUCCGGCCCGCGUCAUCGCCAAUGGGCGUGUCCAGACACCUGCCGCGGUCCGCCCCGGCGACACCCCCGUCUUGACUGGUAUGCCCGUCUCUGGCAUGGCCUACCUGGACCGACCUUCCGAGGCUGGCUACUUCCUGUUCCCCGAUCUCUCGGUCCGCCACGAGGGCCGAUACGUCCUCGCCUUCCACCUGUACGAGGAGAUCAAGAACCCCGAGGACCGUGACAUGGCCAGCGACCCUAGCGACGACGACUACCCUUGCUUCAACUGGAGAAUGGCCGUCAAGUCUGUACCUUUCAGCGUCUUUAGCGCAAAAAAAUUUCCGGGACUGACGGAGAGCACGAACCUGAGCAAGACGAUUUCGGAGCAAGGCUGCCGAGUCCGCAUCAGGCGUGAUGUGCGCAUGAGACGCAGGGAGGGAAAGCCCAGCGGUGGUAAUGACUUCGAAAGCAACGCCGACAACAACGAAUACAGGAGCAGCAGGAGAACACAAACGCCAGAAAUCCGCAGCAACGCCGACCAGUACCGAGCCAGAUCUACGAGUAACAGCAGCGAGCACCGCGCCGCGUACCCGCCCGCUCCCCCGGAGCGACGGCCAUCUGCCGUGGAGUCAUUCCAACCGCCGCCGCCGCCUCCCCCUCCCCCUCAUGCGGCCGCCGCACCGCCGCCAAACACCGGGUACUUGUCCAGGUUCUCGGCAACGUCAAACGCUCCCUACCCGCCUCAGCAACACCCCCAGCCCAUGCCGCAACCGCCUCCGGUGUCUCCGUCAACCCCCUAUUAUUCGGCCCAGCCGUCGCCGUACCAGCAGGCUCCCAUGCACUACUCGAGCAGGCCCAGCUCCCAGUACGCACCAAGCAACCCGCCUCCCACGCCUCACGAUUCGUACGAUCGCCGUGGAUCUAUGAUGGCUCUUCCCUCGCCCUCCCACUACGCUCCCAGGGAGAUGGACUAUGGCAGAAGAGAGUCCGACGCUAGGAGAGACUCUCUGCAGUCUUACCGCAUGCCGCCUCCCGUUGAGAGCCACAACAUGCCUAGGCAGUCCGUUGUUCUCCCCCCUAUUUCGACCGUGCAAAUGACUGCCCCGCCUCCGCCGCCCCGUGCUCUUCUGGUACCCUCCGACGUGAUCGAGCCUGCACCUGCCACUCAGCAAGUCCCAGUUCCGGAUAACGUCCACGCUGGCAUGAAGCGUGGCUACGCCGACACUUUCGCCGAGAGCAGCCGUCCCCUCUACGACGGACAGCGCCCGCAAGACAUGCACAGCGCCUACAACCCCCACCGGGACUUCUCUAACCGCAUGGCAUACAAGCGUGCUGACGGCACCUACGGAGAGAAGCCGAACAACGAGUACCGUGAUUAG